Messenger RNA from Trichoderma breve, 1428 nucleotides. RefSeq names its product alcohol dehydrogenase groES-like domain-containing protein. Gene Ontology annotation, molecular function: S-(hydroxymethyl)glutathione dehydrogenase [NAD(P)+] activity; zinc ion binding. The coding region runs from base 1 to 1428 and encodes 475 amino acids. The record is from RefSeq and is a predicted model, not a curated record. Gene Ontology annotation, biological process: formaldehyde catabolic process. Gene Ontology annotation, cellular component: cytosol. Lineage: Eukaryota; Fungi; Ascomycota; Sordariomycetes; Hypocreales; Hypocreaceae. The transcript is spliced from 6 exons.
AUGCAACUAAUCAUCCAGCCUAUUCCUUUUUCAAAGAAUGCCUUAUUCCACCCUCAAACAUCAGCGCCUGGUCUUGCAAAUAAUGACGUUAUUUCCUUUACAAUACUUUUCUAUGUCGGUAAAUGGUUGAACCGCACAAAGCUGUGGGAGAUUGUACUAUAUAGCUUCGAUUAUCUCGAUCCAAAUAACGGGUUGUUCUUCACUCUCGGAUACUACCUAGUAAAGAGCAUACUUCUGCAUUACUUCAUCAACUACAGAGAAAUCGUCUUUCUCAAUAUCGACAUUAUGGCUAGCACUGUUGGCAAGACUAUCACCUGCAAGGCUGCUGUUGCGUGGGCUGCCGGAGAGCCAUUUUCUAUUGAGGAUAUCGAGGUUGCCCCCCCUAAAGCCCACGAGGUUCGCAUCCAGAUCCUUAACACCGGUGUCUGCCACACAGAUGCCUAUACUCUUUCCGGCAAGGAUCCCGAGGGAGAUUUCCCUGUUAUCCUUGGCCACGAGGGUGCAGGUAUCGUUGAAUCGGUUGGUGAAGGCGUGACUAAUGUCAAGCCUGGUGACCGAGUGAUCGCUCUCUAUACUCCGGAGUGCGGCGAGUGCAAAUUCUGCAAGUCUGGGAAGACCAAUUUGUGCCAAAAGAUUCGCGCUACACAAGGAAAGGGUUUGAUGCCCGACGGCACCACUCGCUUCAGGGCACGCGGUAAGGAUAUUUUGCACUAUAUGGGUACCUCGACCUUCACACAGUAUACCGUUGUUGCCGACAUCUCAGUUGUGGCUGUUAAUCCCAAGGCACCCACCGACCGUGCAUGCUUGUUGGGCUGUGGAAUUACUACAGGCUAUGGCGCUGCAACUGUUACUGCCAAGGUUGAGGAGGGAUCCAACAUCGCUGUUUUCGGUGCUGGAUGCAUUGGCUUGUCCGUCAUUGAGGGUGCAGUUAAGAACAAGGCCGGCAAAAUCAUCGUUGUCGACGUGAACGACGAUAAGGAGGCCUGGGCUCGCAAGUUUGGUGCCACUGACUUUGUCAACCCCACAAAGUUGGGUGGACAGACCAUCCAGGAGAAGUUGGUCGAGAUGACAGACGGUGGAUGUGACUACACUUUCGACUGCACGGGAAAUGUCGGCGUUAUGCGGGCUGCCCUCGAAGCUUGCCACAAGGGCUGGGGUCAGAGCAUUAUCAUUGGUGUGGCCGCAGCCGGCCAGGAAAUUUCUACCAGGCCGUUCCAGCUGGUGACGGGACGCGUCUGGAGAGGCUGCGCGUUUGGUGGCAUCAAGGGUCGCUCUCAGCUUCCAAACCUCGUUGAGGACUACCUCCAAGGCUACCUCAAGGUUGACGAUUACAUUACCCACCGCGAAUCAUUGGCUACCAUCAACACAGCCUUCCAACACAUGAAGAGUGGUGACUGUAUCCGCUGUGUUUUGGACAUGGAGGCCUAA